Dendrobium catenatum is the source of this 2606-nucleotide messenger RNA. Its product is annotated as long chain acyl-CoA synthetase 9, chloroplastic. Gene Ontology annotation, cellular component: membrane; endoplasmic reticulum. Lineage: Eukaryota; Viridiplantae; Streptophyta; Magnoliopsida; Asparagales; Orchidaceae. The transcript is spliced from 17 exons. Gene Ontology annotation, molecular function: long-chain fatty acid-CoA ligase activity. The record is from RefSeq and is a predicted model, not a curated record. The coding region runs from base 268 to 2361 and encodes 697 amino acids.
CUUUCCUGUAAUCGUAGUCGUAUCCAAAUCGCCCCGUAUUAGAAGAAAGAGAUAAAUUCCGAGAAAUGAUGAAGCGGUGGACAUGAAUUUAAUAUUUUGCAAAUUCGUUCAGAGGUUCCCAAUUUCCCAAUCUAUGGAUACUCCGAGCUCUCCGCCUCCUCUCUAUUAAGGACACGCCUCUUUAAUCAAUUUUCUUCCUAGGUGCUGUAGUGGGUUUCUGUAUCUAGAAGCUUCUGUUGAGCUCAUUGAUAGGUGUUUUACGUGAGAAUGAAUCCAUAUAUUGUCGGUGCUUUUCUGCCCAUUCUGUUAUCUUUGAUAUUCCAAAAAACAAAGAGCAGGAAGAAGCGUGGCUUACCAGUAGAUGUUGGUGGAGAGCCUGGAUAUGCACUUCGCAAUUACCGUUUUGAUGCACCUGUGGAGUCACUUUGGGAUGGGGUCACAACCAUAUCUGAGCUGUUUGAGCAAUCCUGCAAGAAGUUCCCAAACAAGCCCUUGUUUGGAACUCGAAAGUUUAUUUCCAAGGAAAGUGAAAAGAGUCAUGAUGGAAGAUACUUUGAGAAGUUUCAUCUUGGGGACUAUGAAUGGCUAAAUUAUGUUCAAGCUUUUGAUACUAUUUGCAACUUCGCUUCUGGUUUAAUCCAGCUUGGUCACAAAAAGGAAGAGCGUGUUGCGAUCUUUGCUGACACGAGGGCACAAUGGCAGAUAGCUUUACAGGGUUGCUUUCGGCAAAAUCUCACGGUAGUUACUAUAUAUGCUUCUUUGGGCGAGGAAGCUCUUUGUCACUCUUUAAAUGAGACAGAAGUUACAACUGUCAUAUGCGGACAAAAGGAGUUGAAAAAACUCAUCGACAUAAGCGGACAACUUGAUACUGUAAAACGUGUAAUUUGGAUCAAUGAGGAGGGCAUUUCAAACGAUACUUCACAAUUUCAGAAUGCUGCUUCAUGGACCGUCUCCUCAUUUGUUGAAGUAGAGAAACUGGGCAAGGAAAAUCCUGUUGAAGCAAAUUUGCCUCUUUCAGCUGACGUCGCUGUCAUAAUGUACACUAGUGGGAGUACUGGUCUACCUAAGGGCGUAAUGAUGUCACAUGGGAAUGUCUUGGCCACCGUUGCUGCAGUUAUGACAAUUGUACCUGGGCUAGGUAGUAAAGAUGUCUACUUGGCUUACUUGCCACUAGCUCAUAUUCUUGAAUUAGCGGCAGAGUCUGUUAUGAUUGCUGCUGGAGCUUCUAUUGGAUAUGGUUCACCUUUGACUCUUACUGACACAUCAAACAAAAUAAAGAAGGGAACAAAGGGUGAUGCCUCAGUUUUAGGACCUACUUUAAUGACUGCUGUACCUGCUAUUCUUGAUCGCAUUCGAGAUGGUGUGAGGAAAAAUGUAAAUGCGAAGGGUGGACUAGCGAAGAAGCUAUUUGACGUUGGAUAUAGUCGUAGGUUUGCAGCAAUUAACGGAAGCUGGUUUGGUGCAUGGGGCCUGGAGAAACUGCUUUGGGAUUUUCUGGUAUUUAGCAAAGUUCGGGCAGUUCUGGGUGGAGACGUUCGUUUUCUACUUUCUGGAGGGGCUCCUCUUUCUGGUGACACUCAAAGAUUCAUCAACAUUUGCCUGGGAUUGCCUUUAGGAGAGGGGAAGGGAGUUGAUGAAACCGUGGAUGCAAUUGCUUUCACCGACCGAGAUGAAACUCCUGUUGGCCAAGCCAAACCCCCAAUCCCCUGUUGUCUUUUACAGCUAAUUGAUUGGCCAGAAGGUGGAUAUUUAACGACAGAUUCACCAAUGCCACGUGGUGAAAUUGUUAUUGGGGGACCAAAUGUGACUCCGGGGUAUUUCAAGAAUGAAGAGAAAACUAAGGAAGUAUACAAGCUUGAUGAAAGGGGCAUGAGAUGGUUUUACACUGGGGACAUUGGACGCUUUCAUCCAGAUGGUUGCCUUGAAAUCAUUGAUCGGAAAAAAGAUAUUGUGAAACUUCAACACGGUGAAUAUGUUUCUCUGGGAAAGGUAGAGACUGCUCUUAUUGUGAGCCCAUAUGUCGAAAAUAUCAUGUUGCAUGCUGAUCCUUUUCACAGCUAUUGUGUGGCCCUUGUCACAGUGGCAUCACACGCUCUAGAAAGUUGGGCUCAGAAGCAGGGAAUCACUUUCAGCAACUUAUCUGAUCUAUGUCAAAAGGAAGAGGCUGUGAAAGAAGUGCAUGCAUCACUUGUAAAGGCAGCAAGAGAAUCACGUUUGGAGAAAUUUGAGAUACCUUCGAGGAUCAAAUUGCUACCAGAACCAUGGACUCCUGAAUCCGGUCUGGUAACAGCAGCUCUAAAACUCAAGAGAGAAGCCCUCAGAAAGGUAUUCACCGAAGAACUCUCCAAGUUGUAUGCUUGAAGAAGCCAUAGUCAAGUUCCGAAAAGAAUAAUUUCAAUAAUAGUACUGUGGUUCUUAUAAAAUACUCCCUGUGGUUUUAUUUCCUCCUACUUUACAAAUUUUAGUAGUUCCAACUUGUUAAGAUAGCUGAACCCAUGACUAAUCUGCUGUUAUGAAUUAUUUCACAUUGAUAGUAAACAAAAUAUUCAUGUAAUUUAUAAGGCCAUUUGCCAGUUUGCAUCCCUAUCCACAAAAAUGUAGUUCUA